Aspergillus candidus is the source of this 2346-nucleotide messenger RNA. Its product is annotated as pseudouridine-5'-phosphate glycosidase/carbohydrate kinase family protein. The coding region runs from base 1 to 2346 and encodes 781 amino acids. The record is from RefSeq and is a predicted model, not a curated record. The transcript is spliced from 7 exons. Gene Ontology annotation, molecular function: pseudouridylate synthase activity; kinase activity. Lineage: Eukaryota; Fungi; Ascomycota; Eurotiomycetes; Eurotiales; Aspergillaceae.
AUGUUCUCUCUCCGGGCCGCUCGGCGGUUCCCCAAAAGGAUCCCUCUUGGUGCCCCACGACGCCUUCAUGGCUUGGCCCAGAGCAAGUUCUUCAACGUCUCAGAGGAAGUUCGCGAUGCGGUGGCGGUAGGGAAACCGGUCGUAGCUUUAGAAUCGACCAUAUAUACCCACGGCUUCCCCUACCCCGAGAGUGUCGCGUUGGCAAAUUUACUGGAGUCGGUGGUUCGAGCCAAUGGCGGCGUUCCGGCUACGAUCGGUAUUCUAGACGGAGUCGCGCGCGUGGGGUUAAGUGCGGAGGAGCUCAUCCGGCUGGCAUCCACGGCGGAGCACAAGUCCGCCCUGAAAGUCUCCCGCAGAGACCUAGGCUAUAUCUGUGGCCUGGGCUUGACGGGCAAACGUCUCCAGGGCGGAACGACCGUCUCGGGAACCAUGAUUCUGGCGCAUUUGGCUGGAAUUAAGAUCUUUGGUACCGGUGGUCUUGGGGGCGUCCACCGUGGUGGAGAGAGUUCAAUGGAUAUUUCCGCCGAUCUCACAGAGUUGGGACGGACCCCCGUCGCGGUGGUUAGCUCCGGCUGCAAGAGCUUCCUGGACAUCCCGCGCACCCUCGAGUACCUUGAGACCGAGGGUGUCUGCGUAGGAACGUUCGCCGAUGGUCGUGAAGGUGCCGUCGAGUUUCCCGCAUUCUUCACCCGAGAAAGUGGGUUGAAGAGCCCCAAGACUAUCCAGAACGAAGCAGAGGCAGCUGCUAUUGUUUACGCCCAAUCGCAACUCCCAGUGGCAUCGGGUAUCCUCCUUGCCAAUCCGGUACCCGUAGAACAUUCGGUUCCCAAAGACGAGAUGGAUGCCAUCAUUGUAGAAGCUCUCCGUCUGGCCGAUGUGGAAGGCUACCAGGGAAGCGACAACACUCCCUUCGUGCUAGGCAAGAUCAAGGAACUCAGUGGAAGCAAAAGCGUGGCGGCCAACCGCGCUCUAGUCGAGGCUAACGUGGAACGCGCGACUCGUGUGGCCGUGGAGCUGUCGAAGCUGGAACAGGCCGACGGAACGCGGAAUGAACGGCAUAUGCCAGUGCUGCCAGAAACCCCCCAAGCUGACCAGGCACCUCCAGAGGCAGAGUCGCGGUCUAAUACGACCGCCCAAGUCUCCCCAGCACAAUCGCCCCAAGCCGACGUGCUUGUAGCGGGGUCCCUCGCCAUCGACCUGUCCUGUGACUACGCGCCUCUAGCCGGUGAAACCAGCACGACGCCCUCAUCGCACACAUCGAACCCUGCAGUGAUCACGCAAAGCCUGGGCGGCGUGGGCUACAACGUCGCCAUCGCAUCGCACUACCUAGGCCGCUCUGUACUCUUCUGCAGCGUCAUCGGUGACGACCUAAGCGGCCGGGCUGCCCUGUCCGCGUUGCAAAAGGAACAGCUGCCCACGACUGGCAUCCGCGCGCUACCACCGUCAUCAGGUGCCCGCACAGCGCAAUACAUCGCAGUCAACGACGCCAGGAAGGAUCUCGUGGUCGCCAUGGCCGACAUGGGCAUCAUGGAGCAGCCCGAGCAGGCUCUCGACUUCGACACGUUCUGGGAGCCCAUGGUAGCACAAGCCAAGCCGCAAUGGGUCGUCGUCGACGCCAACUGGAGCCCCGCGGUGCUCGCCAAAUGGGUGCAGGUCGCCAAAGCGCACGGCGCGCGCGUGGCCUUCGAGCCCGUCUCCAAUGCCAAAUCGCGCCGUCUCUUCGGCGCCGCCGCCGCCAUCAAGCCCACGGACACCGUUCCCAACCACGCCGUCGGCCUUGCCGCGCCCAACCAGUUCGAGCUGACGGCCAUGUACGCCGCCGCGCGCGAGAACGGGCUCUUCGAGUCAGACAACUGGUGGCACGUUAUCGACGCCAUGGGCAUGUCGGCAGCGGGGUCGCGCGACCGGCUCGUGGCCAUGACCUCGGCGGCGCUAGUCGACCAGGGCAUCCCGCAGCAGAGCAUCCAGCUGCUGCCUUUCAUCCCGUGUCUGAUCACCAAGCUGGGCGCACAGGGCGUGCUGGUCACGCAGCUUCUCCGGCCGGGGGAUCGGCGACUGACCGCGCCAGAGUCCGCGCCGUACAUCGUGUGCCGCUCACUGUCGGAGACGUCGCCUAUCGGGGGUGUGUAUCUGCGUCUGUUCCCGCCCGCGGCGCUGCUGUCGGACGAAGACAUCGUCAGUGUCAACGGCGCGGGUGACACGCUGCUGGGCGCGGUGGUGGCCGGGCUGUCGGGGGAUGUCGCGCGGACGGUCGAGGAGGUGAUCCCGCAGGCGCAGGAGGCGAGUGUGCGGACGCUGCGGAGUGCUGGGGGGGUGAGCCGGGAGAUUAAAGGUUUACAACUGUAG